Molecule: messenger RNA, 4287 nt
Organism: Soboliphyme baturini
Lineage: Eukaryota; Metazoa; Nematoda; Enoplea; Dioctophymatida; Soboliphymatidae
Source: the annotation of a GenBank genome assembly
AUGGACAGGCGACAACCUUGUGACGCCUCCUUCACCGGCUCCGGUGCGGAUAAACACAGACGAGUUUCUUUUCCAGUGUGGGACAAUGAGCAAUUCAUGGUCGUCUCAUUCCUUGCCAUCGUUAAGCCGCGGUUUCGCAACGAUCGUGCGACGAAACUUAUUUCUUCACCUGCGGCUCACACGUGCACUUUGUUCGUAGCGAAUUCAUGUCAAGUGAAGUUUGCUUGCUCUGACGAGUUUAGUUCCCUCAACUCGGGUGACCGAAAAUUGCACUACGCGUUGAACGGCCAGUACAGAAACUCGGCUUCGUGCCGAGGACCUUCCGCGGCCACAGUUUUGCGGCCCAUGUCCGAAAUUGCCAUCGAAGACGAAUACGUGCCGACGGAACCGCAUCGACCCGUCUUUCAUCGCCGAGUUAAUUUGCGAUGCUCAACAUACAACGACUGCCAGUUCGUUGGCGUUCAUAACGGUUUCUUGGCGGUUGGGAGUUCCGUAUGUCCAAAAGUUACCGAAGUACUUCCAGCAAAUGUUUCACUCUACGAAACUCCUGAAACCAAUGUCAUGGUAAAAGUGAAUCUUUUACCCCCGCCUGCAGACGGUGGCCUAUAUCAGUGUAUAUUUGAAAGCAGUUACAUACCUGCCGAAUACUUGCCUCCAGACACGCUGCGGUGCCAACUGCCAAAGUACGAAGAAAGACCUAAAAUUCCUGACGCUCAAGAUUCGAUUACAGUGCAACUAAAGGUAUGGUCCGGUCCGACUGGGGUGGUAUUUGUUUCGACGCCGUUCACCUUCUAUGAUUGCGCCCAGCAUGUUCUGUGUACUUCAUGCGUCAGUAGCCGGUGGCAGUGCGAUUGGUGCCUGCACGACAAUCGUUGUGUGCGUGACAACGAAAUAUGCAGCAAUCAGAACGACGAAAACGACAGCGGUGUUCAUCUUCAUACCAAUUCUUGCCCGCACAUAGACCGACAGGAUCUUUUUGAGGUGCUUCUACCGGACAGUUCGCCGACCUCCAUAACAGUGCCGGUUUCUAACCUUGACAAACUGCUAGACAACGAUCGUAAUCAGCUGAUUUGUGCCACAACUAUCGAAGGCUCAGAAAUUCGGGUUCGCGGCUCGCUGUCCAUGGAUGAGAAGAAGAUCAAGUGCGAAGACUAUGCGUACACUUACGACCUGGUCAAGCCGAGCCUUACUACCGAUUUCCAGCUUCGAACCCAGAAGGGCAUCGUGAUUGAUAAAGUCAAAGUGCAAAUUUAUAAGUGCGAGCUGAUGGCCGUGGAUUGUUCUCGCUGCGUUAGCCUCGAAUCUCGUUACGGCUGUGUUUGGUGCGAAGGCAGCUGUCGAUUCAUCAAACUUUGUCACCAUUUCUUACCGAACGCUGUGCAGCGGCAGGAUUCGUCUAUCUGUCCAGCACCGGCUAUUCUGGACGUGGUCCCUUUGUCAGGUCCGUUCGACGGGGGCACUAAAGUACGCAUCACUGGCAGGGAUCUGGGUGUUCGCCAGCGUGACGUCGAGAACCGAGUGUUCAUCGCCGGAGUGCCUUGCCGUUUGGUCGAGUACGUUCUGGCUGAGAAGAUUAUCUGUGUCACCGACCAGGCGUCCGGCGAAAUCUCAGGGCCUGUCGAAGUGAUAUUGGAAAACGGAAAAUCGGGCAUGUCCCGAAAUAACUUCGUCUUCGUUAAUCCGACGCUGACCGGCUUUCACCCGACCAUAGGACCGCAGUCUGGCGGCACCGAGGUGAUCAUCAGCGGCAACAACCUGCUGGACGCAUCCAACAUCGAGGUGUUGCUUGGCGAUGUGCCGUGCUCGAUCCAAAGUGGUGGAAGGUCAUUGUAUUUACGCGGUAGCUACUUGAACGCCAUUCAGAGACCAUUAAUGUACUUCAUUGACGAAAUCGGACAAAUCCAGAGCGAGACUGCGAUAUGCAAAGUGGUCAACGGCAGUUUCAUGAUAUGUCCCAGUCCGCGGCUUAUUCCGAUAGUCGACCGGGUCCGUCGGAGCGACUUCAAGUUAUUGGACUACAUCGAACCGAACGAGCUUGUGACCGGAGAGUUUCAGCUUCCAUUGGACAGUGGCGAUUUCCGACGUUUCGGCAUCGGUUUCAUAAUGGACGGCGUAAAGUCGGUGAAAAACCUUGGCCAGAGCUUGGCAAUCACCGUUGUUCCGGAUCCCGUGUAUCACGGUUUUGACGGACAGCAGAAAAUCUACCGCGAAGGACCGCUGAUCAUUGCAGGCAAGUACUUAAAUCUGGCCAGCUCUAGUAAAGAAGUUAUUGUCACCGUUGGAAGCAAACCGUGUAACGUAACGCUGAUUGUUCCGUCUCAGCUGGUGUGUCACCUGCCUGUCAGAGAGCCUAGGCAAGUAGCUAGUUCCGACGGUACGGAUGACGAAGACUCUGACGAGGGGCUGGUGACUGUCAAGGUUGGCAAUCUGCAGUACAAACUUGGUAGACUGGUUUACGAGUCGCAGCCGGUAUUCACGUCCGUAAGCAUGAGUCUGAUGGGCGGAUUGGUCGGUGGCUUGUGUUCCCUGUUGUUCAUCGGCGUCGUUGCGGUGGCCAUGUGGUGGAGGAGGAAAAGUUGGCAGGCCGAGCGAGACUACAAGCGCAUACAGAUGCAGAUGGACUCGUUGGAGUCGAACGUCCGUCAAGAGUGCAAGGAGGCGUACACUGUGCCACUCGACAGUUCUGUGGAUCACUUUGAGCAGCUUCUGUGGAAUCCCCAUUUUGUACUGAUGUUUGUAACGGCCUUGGAAUCCCAAGCCCGUUUCGCUGCGUCGGACAAGGUUUACGUCGCUUCGCUAAUCACCGUAGUAUUGAUCAGGAAUAUGCAGUACCUGACCGAAGUGGUACUACUCUUAUUGAGACAGCUGAUCGCCAGGUCCGCGAAGGAAAAAUUUCCGCACUUGAUGCUGCGGCGAACCGAGUCGGUGGUGGAGAAGAUGCUGGCGAACUGGAUCGCUCUCUGCCUUUAUGAUUACGUUCAGCAAGGAGCUGCUGGAGGGUCACUGUUCCUGCUGUAUACUGCUCUGAAACACCAAGUAGAGAAAGGCCCGGUGGACGAAUGUACAGCGAACGCCAGAUACUCGUUGUCGGAGGACCGUUUGUUAAAGGAACAGAUCGACUACGAACCUCUUAUGCUAAGGGUGAUACCUCCUUGUGCCGAGACUCACAAUGCUGAGGGGAUGGUCUCGUGCCGCGUGUUGUCUUGCGACUCUAUCAACGAGGUCAAAUCAAAGGUUCUUGACUGCCUUUAUCGCAAUACUCCGUUCAGGUCACGACCGGUCCUUCGCGACGUAGAUUUAGAAUGGCACGACAACGUCAAAGGUUGCGUCAAGUUACAUGAUCAUGACUACUUCAACGCGACGUCCAAAGACAGUUGGUGCAAGCUGAAUACGUUGGGUGAUUACCAUAUCUCGAACGGCGCUGUGAUCGUCGUCAACCUGAAAAAAUCCUCCGGAGGAAUGUGUGGAGGAGAUACGAUGCAUACGUACGCCUCUAUCGACUCUUGCUCUCGCCUGCUGUCUCGGGACUCAUUCAACGAAAGUUACGUACAUGCAUCGAUCUACGGCUACCAGAACUCGGUGGAGAACUUAGAGCGUGGUGUACGUUACUGGCACCUGAGCAAACCGGAUGGCAGUUCGAACUGCCGCGGUUCGCCGUCGCUCAUACCUGAGAUCUACCUGACCAGGCUGCUAAGCACCAAGGGUACGGUGCAGAAAUUCAUCGACGAUUUCUUCUACAACGCGCUGCGGGUCACAGCUGAUUUUCCAGCCCCGGUGAAGUACCUGUUCGACUUCUUCGAGCACGAGUCCGGUCUGCACGACUUCUGCGACGCGUCAGGAGUCGUGCUUGCCUGGAAGAACAACAGUCUGCCGCUACGCUUCUGGGUGAACGUCAUCAAGAACCCGGACUUCGUUUACGACGUCGAGAAGACGCCAACCGUCGAUGCCUGUCUGUCGGUCAUCGCUCAGACGUUCAUGGAUGCCUGUUCGAUGUCCGAACAACGCUUGGGCAAAGACUCACCGUCGAACAAGCUGUUGUUCGCUCGCGACCUGCCCCGCUACCGGGCCGCCUUUUCGCGCUUUUACUCAGGUAUCAAACGCCUACCACCUGUUAGUGAACAGGAACUGAACGCUCAGAUGGCCAAUCUUUCGAGCUUAUUCAGCCCGGAGCUGAACAGCAAGACUGCCGUAUGCGAGCUGCUCACGUACGCCGUGCGCUACAAGGAGGAGGUAAACGCUGAUUUCGUUGAUUUGUCGCUUUGUGAUUCAUGGUGUUGUAUACAGUAG